AUGUCGUACCCAUCAUCGGCCACCACUCAAAAAGUUUCCUCUAAGAAAAUCUGCAUUCUACCAUUCCUUCAUGGACUCUUGGACGACGAAUCCAAAACGGACAUCAUCUGCUGGACUGACAAAGCUGCACGAGAAUUUCGUUUCGUGGAAAAACACAAAGUCGCCCAACUCUGGGGAGCUACAAAGCCAAACCGACGACUAGAGGUUAUGACAUAUAGCAAUAUGGCUAGAGUGUUGAGAACGUUCUGCAAGGAUGGAAUGUUGGAGAAGAUCAGUGGGAGAUCCUGUAGAUGGCGAUUUGUGGAUUCUGAAAAUUCCCAACAACCUCUAUUGUUUGGCAUCGACCGUAUUCUGUCUAGUGACUUUGGAAAUGGGUCCUUCCCACCAUCUCCAGCUUCUUCAACUACUUCUGGAUCGCCAAGCUCCACACCUGAAAUCAUCUAG
This is a messenger RNA of Caenorhabditis briggsae, 444 nucleotides long. Gene Ontology annotation, cellular component: nucleus. Lineage: Eukaryota; Metazoa; Nematoda; Chromadorea; Rhabditida; Rhabditidae. The record is from RefSeq and is a predicted model, not a curated record. Gene Ontology annotation, biological process: cell differentiation; regulation of transcription by RNA polymerase II. Bases 1 to 444 code for a protein of 147 amino acids. Gene Ontology annotation, molecular function: DNA-binding transcription factor activity, RNA polymerase II-specific; sequence-specific DNA binding. The transcript is spliced from 2 exons.